AUGCAGCCUCAAGGUCCCCUGGACCGACAAUGCCAGCCAGUUCUCCGCGGGCAUGCUGUUUCAUCCAAGGCCGACCUUGCCUGUCGGCAUGCAGCCUCAAGGUCCCCUGGACCGACAAUGCCAGCCAGUUCUCCGCGGGCAUGCUGUUUCAUCCAAGGCCGACCUUGCCUGUCGGCAUGCAGCCUCAAGGUCCCCCGGACCGACAAUGCCAGCCAGUUGUCCGCGGGCAUGCUGUUUCAUCCAAGCCCAGCCUUGCUGGCAUACAACUCCGAGGUCUUCCACAGACCAUCACCAGUCGACUUCAGCCCGGUGCUAGCCACCUCCAAGCCCAGCCUCGAUCAAGCCCAGCCCAGUGCUGGCCACCUCCAAGCCCAGCCUCGCUAG
Molecule: messenger RNA, 384 nt
Organism: Penicillium verhagenii
Lineage: Eukaryota; Fungi; Ascomycota; Eurotiomycetes; Eurotiales; Aspergillaceae
Exons: 1
Coding region: 1-384 (127 amino acids)
Source: RefSeq, a predicted model, not a curated record